Alternaria rosae is the source of this 2085-nucleotide messenger RNA. RefSeq lists its product as uncharacterized. The coding region runs from base 410 to 1819 and encodes 469 amino acids. NCBI's taxonomy places the organism in Eukaryota, Fungi, Ascomycota, Dothideomycetes, Pleosporales, Pleosporaceae. Gene Ontology annotation, molecular function: protein binding. The record is from RefSeq and is a predicted model, not a curated record. The transcript has a single exon.
GCCGUCGCCACUCGCGCUAGCGACGAACUCAUAUCCCCCCGGGCGUGCCCAAUGUGAGCGUCGACCGUCUACGACAAUUCAUCAACAUGCUUAUCUUCUCAUUCGUCCACGUUGCGAGCCUGGCUGUCGGGUCGUCAUUCGCAGCCAAGACCAGCAAUGUGAUCGAAUCAAAGUAACCACCGACCGGUGAACCGUAUACAUCUUUAGCAUGCAGACUGCGCAAUACCAAUGAGAAAGCAGGUUAUCUGGUCGCACAAAAUCUGACAUGCAUACAUCAUACCCUAUUGGCCAACGAGAAUGCCUACCGCGGAGAGGAGAUAAGGUCGAAGCAGGGUUUGUCUGCAUUCAAAUAGUCGGAAAGGAUGGAUGUGAUCCCACCUUAUAGCUCAAACUAUUGAACUCUAGCACAAUGAGCAGGGGCGACGUCAUGGAACCUCCUACCGGCCUUUUUAAGCGACUGAACGUUGACGGGGCGACAAGAAACAGUACUCCGGACGAUGCUGUGCGGCCAAGCAUGACGGAUGAUGAGCGAGGAGACUUGGAAAUCAGUACAUGGCAGGCAUGCAAGGAAGGACGCUACGCCGAUGCCAAGUCGAAUUUGGCCAAAUUGGAGCCUCAACAUGUCUCGCAUUUCGUCAAUUAUAGGGACAAAGACGACAAUACCGCGCUGAUAGUUGCUUCCGCGGCGGCUCAUAAAGAUGUGGCAUGUGCAACAAUUAUUCCUCUCCUGUUGGAAGGGGGUGCCGAUAUCAACGCUAAGAAUAAGAAAGGUCGGACUGCGAUGAUGGAAGCAGCACUAUGGGGAGGAUUUGCAGCAGUGAAAGCUCUCCUGAAUUGGAAACGAGGCAGUCUCGCGGACGCAAAUUUGAAAGACAAAUCGGGAUUUAAAGCCGUUGACUUGGCUAAGACGAAUAAGAAACUCGCGAUCGAGAGAAGAGGAAGAUGUGCUGAUGGUGAACAUGUACAGAAACAUUUCGAUGAGAAAUUGCGGAUCAGCAUCGUGAAGCUAUUGAAACAUGUCGGCAAUAGCGAAAGUGUGCUCCAAUCUACUCAGCACGUGGGCAUGCCGAAGCCUGUUGAGGGUGGCAAGGAAGAGAUUAAUGCAAAGAUGUUGAAGAAAACCCAAGCAAAGCUGAAGGUUAUGGAAAGAUUGGCUGGAAGUCGCCUGAAUGAGCUGGAAUGGAUGAAAAGAGAGCUGAAAAAGAAGGAAGAGCUGCUCGCAGAAGAGCAUUCGAAGUUUAUGAAGGCUCAGGCCGACAUGAACGAUGUCUACGCAAAGUUUGGAUCACUGAAUCGGAGCAACGCCGACACAACUGAUCAAAACCCCCAAUUCAGGGAAACGAGGAUGCUUUUCGGCCCCUCUUGGAUCAAAUUCGACUUCAUGAUGACCUUUGAUGUCACGCCUAAGCAUGCGGACGCAACGAUGGCGUACAUGAAGAUAAACGAAAGACAUUUCGCCAAAAACGGGAAAGCUCAUGACACCCAAGAUGGCUACAUCUCAGGAAGGGAGUACUCGGAAGAAGCUUUUCAAUUACUCGAACUUUUAGGAUCUCGUCGCGAUUCAACAUAUUUCCAGCACGUUGAGCCACAGCUCAUGGCCCUAUACGUUGAAGAUUUUCGAAACGGCGAGGGUUUUACAUUGGUCCAGUUCAUAGAGCAUCAGCCUACAGAGUCACUUUAUGGGCAUGGCAAUCCGCUGGUAGUGGAGAUAUUUGUCAGUGCACGGCCUUGCCCGACAUGCGUGGAGCAUAAGGACAUGAUAAACGAAGCUGCAAGGAGGCAUAAUUUCGAAUUUGUGCUUACGUAUGCUACAUGUUAGCAAUGGAACUGGGGGUUCACAGCUAUUGUUAGUAUAUAGACAUGGUAUGAUUCGAAACGCCUUGAUGCUGGGAAAGCCGUCACUACGUGUUUGUAUCGUGUUAUCAGGCUUCACGCAUCCGUCGGUAGCGUUUUAUACGGAAUUUCAAUUCUGUCUGUUCACUGCUGUAGCGCAAUUGAAAUACUACCUUGAAAUUGUUUUCACUUCUUUGCGAUUCUAAAGAGAUCGUGCAGGCAGUAUUCUUGAAAGAACUAUAGGUUACGAGC